GACUUCCCAGGAUGCCCCGCGCGACGCCUGUGCCAACCGCAGGGAGAGGAGGGAGGUGGAGGCCGCGAUGGCGACGCCGGAGCCGGAAGUGCAGUGCUCCGCCGCAGUCCCUGGUUUGGAGUGGUAUGAGGAGCCGGGAGAACCUCACGGUCCCCUGGGUCUGCUGGAGACCAGCUCCGCCCAGGAACUUGCCAAUCCCCCCGAGGCCUUCUCCCCGAGGGACUGCUUGGUGCCAGUGGUGUUUCCUGGGCCGGUGAGCCAGGAAGGCUGCUGUCAGUUUACUUGUGAACUCCUAAAGCAUAUCAUGUACCAACGUCAGCAACUCCCGCUGCCCUAUGAGCAGCUGAAGCACUUCUACCGCAAACCCCAGGCAGAGGAUGCGGUGAGAAAGAAACCUCUGGCUAGCACUGAGGCGAACAGCAGGAAAUGCCAACAAGCCCUGGCAGAACUGGAGAGUGUCCUCAGUCACCUAGAGGACCUUUUCUCCCGGACGCUGGUACCAAGAGUGUUGAUCCUCCUUGGGGGCAAUGCCCUGAGCCCCAAAGAGUUCUAUGAACUGGACUUGUCCCGGCUGGCCCCCUUCAAUGUGGACCAGAGCCUAAGCACAGCAGCUUGUUUGCGUCGUCUCUUCCGAGCCAUUUUCCUGGCUGAUGUCUUUAAUGAGCUGCAGGCUCCUCCACUUAUGGGCACCAUUGUCAUGGCACAGGGGCACCGGGACUGUGGAGAAGAUUGGUUCCGGCCUAAGCUCAACUACCGAGUACCCAGCCGGGGCCACAAACUCACUGUGAGCCUGUCCUGUGGUAGAUCUUCCACCCCAGCUGUGGAGCUGGAGGAUUACGUUUGGUUCCAGGCACCAGUGACACUAAAAGGCUUCCAUGAGUGAAGGAGGGGCUUCCUAACCUGUGAAGACACAGCGACUCUAUCACCUGUCAGCGUCAACUCACCCGUGCGUUCCUUAGAAUUGGAGCUGCUUCCUGGUGAGGGAGGAAGGAAGGCUCUGCCCUUCUGGCUGUCUGCCUCCCCCACCCCCGCCAGGCCUCCUGACGGCUAUGACUUCAUAAUCCUAGUUGAAUGACAUCUCAGAAUCAAAGGUUGACUCUACAGAGGGUUCUGUUUGGGGUUGAAAAGCCGAGAUGGUCCAUAGAGUCUCUCACAGGCAGGUGGCCCUUGGCUGCUUUUGCCCUGUCCUUUCAGAAUUGUUAGCAGUCAUAUGUGGGUGUAACUCAUGAAUUUUAAUAGAAAAUGAACAAUCAUUAAAUGUUCCUGAAGCUUUGGACAUGUAGAUGCCUCUAAACCUUGAGGUUAUUUGGUUUUCCUCUUGGGUCUUUUCUCCUCGUGGGCUUCUAGAAUUAUUUUUACUACCUUUAUUUUCUCUCACCCAUCAGCCCAGGCCAGUCUGAGAUGUUAGGAGGCUUGGCCAAGGUUCUGUAAGUAAUGUCUGAUGAUAACAGACGUAAAGCUAAAGUCCUCAUCAGCUAGCUUCUAGUCCAGCAUUUCUUGCCACAUACUGGUCUU
Messenger RNA from Perognathus longimembris pacificus (Pacific pocket mouse), 1515 nucleotides. RefSeq names its product MAD2L1 binding protein (gene Mad2l1bp). The transcript is spliced from 3 exons. The record is from RefSeq and is a predicted model, not a curated record. Gene Ontology annotation, biological process: regulation of exit from mitosis. Gene Ontology annotation, cellular component: nucleus. Bases 68 to 883 code for a protein of 271 amino acids. NCBI's taxonomy places the organism in Eukaryota, Metazoa, Chordata, Mammalia, Rodentia, Heteromyidae.